Physella acuta is the source of this 4387-nucleotide messenger RNA. Its product is annotated as acetylcholine receptor subunit alpha-like 1. NCBI's taxonomy places the organism in Eukaryota, Metazoa, Mollusca, Gastropoda, Physidae. Gene Ontology annotation, biological process: monoatomic ion transmembrane transport. Gene Ontology annotation, cellular component: postsynaptic membrane. The record is from RefSeq and is a predicted model, not a curated record. Gene Ontology annotation, molecular function: acetylcholine-gated monoatomic cation-selective channel activity; transmembrane signaling receptor activity.
AAUAAAAAAUAUGGCAACGUUUGAGAGAAAGUUACCAAAAUAUGAUCGCUUAGUGUGUACUACUAACACAGCGAUACCUAGCACGUGAAUGCUACACACUCAGUAACGCACGUGCGAACUACUCACGCUGUGUAUGAAAGCAUGAGUGGUUAGUCCUGCGAUCUGAGUAGGGGUUUAGCUAUCUCCAACACAGCGUCUGCUGUCUGUGUUCAGCGGUGAUAUUCGAGGAUAUGUGUUGUUGCUGUCACACCAAAGUGGAUUUCUGUUUUUCUUCAAAGAUCUGCGGAAUUUUCUGGAUUUAACACUGCUGUGUAGUGGGGCUGUGUGGUUAUGUGGGUAGACGACUAGAACUGUGAGGGUAGGGAACGACGUGUUACAAGUGACCAGUCAUCAGCAAGUCUCCCCCACCCUGGCGGUGAUCUAUAACACGGAGAUGAGAAGAACGGACCAAAAUCUGGCAGCCAUGUUUGUAUGACCGGUGCAUCUAACAGUGGAUUAACUAGAGUCAUCUUCAGCGCGGGACUUAUCCAAACAAGUCACAUCACGUGACUUAUUCAACUCAAAACACGUGACCUAACCAGGCCAGCUACAGAACGUGAGUAACCGCCUAGAAUAUUCUAGAAGAAACAAACCCCGCUGUUCAGGUGUGCCUAGGAUAUUGUCCUUUCAAUCACGCGAGUUAUUAAUAGCUACUGACACCUGGGGGGUCAGGGGGAGAUAACCAAGCUACUCCUGAUCGAUAUUAAUCAAUCCGAUCGCGUUAGGAAGAUGCAGACAGGUGUUUCUUAAGCCUUCGACUGGCCGAGUGUGAGCAGGCUACUCCAUGGAUCAACCUCUCUCAUAGCCUCUGCUCACACGAAGGUGAAAGGUCAAGCUCUAAGAAUGGAAGUCCUCUUGUGUUUGUUUACCUUUUCCAUGGUCCUGUACAAGAUGCCGGUCGCUGAGGCCAAGGUCAUGCCGGACCCGGCAGCCAAGCGCCUGUUCUACGAUCUGAUGACGGUCAGUGGAUACAAUGCUUUGAUCAGGCCGUCUGCUGGGCCGUCUAAAAAACUCACGGUCAAGUUGGGGUUACGUCUGUCUCAAGUCCUGGCAGUGGAUGAACGGAAUCAAAUCCUGAGAAUCAGCGUCUGGCUUCGGCAGGAGUGGUGUGACCUGAGGUUGAAGUGGGACCCCAACGACUACGGUGGUGUCAAGGUUCUCAACAUCCCAUCAGACCAGCUGUGGAAGCCUGACCUUGUCCUUUACAACAAUGCCGAUGGUGAUUUUCAAAUAACACUGAAGACAAAAGCCAUUGUGUACUACAGUGGGAAAAUUGUCUGGGAGCCCCCAGCCAUCUACAAGAGUUACUGUCCCAUUGAUGUAGAGUACUUUCCCUUUGACAUUCAGGAGUGUUUCCUGAAGAUCAGCUCUUGGACAUACCACGGCAACGAGCUUGACUUACAGCACUUGUGUGAUGGUAUUGUAAUUACCAACGAGGCCGACCCGGUGAAAUCAAACAUCAUCAUACCUCGUGGCAUCGACCUGACAGACUACUACUACAAUGUUGAGUGGGACAUCCUCAACGUCACUGCCAUGAAACGGGUCAAGUUCUACCCCUGCUGCAACGAGCCGUACCCAGACAUCACGUUCAACAUAACCUUACGGCGCCGCACACUCUUCUACACGCUCAAUCUCAUCAUGCCCUGUGUGUCCAUCUCCUGCCUCACAGUCCUGGUCUUCUACCUGCCAUCCGACUCCGGAGAGAAAAUCACUCUCUCCAUCUCCAUCCUGCUGGCGCUCACUGUGUUUUUCUUGCUACUCUCAGACAUGAACCCUCCGACUUCUCUAGUGAUUCCACUCAUUGGAAAGUACCUGCUUUUCAUUAUGAUUGUGGUGACUAUGUCCAUAACACUGACCGUCUAUACGUUGCAUAUUAAUUUUAAAUCUCCGACUACUCAUAAAAUGUCCCCUUGGGUUCGGAGAAUAUUCACGGAAAUUCUGCCCAGAGUUUUAUUUAUGAAAAGACCAGAAAUUCAGAAAAAAACAAAAGUUUCUGUGCGAACUGUGAAUGGGAUAGAGUUACGUGAGUCGCCAUCGCCAGGGCAUGAACCCUUGCACACAUAUGAAAAUAUUCAUACACGCAAUGAAUCUGCGGAGAGCGAGGGUCCAUCAUAUUAUCCCCCAGAGGUUUUGGAGGCAAUAAAAGGUGUGACAUUUAUUGCCAACCACUUGAAAAAAGGAGAUGAUGAUAUAGCAGAAGAAAGAGACUGGAAGUACAUAGCCAUGGUCAUGGAUCGCUUCUUUCUUUACAUCUUUACCACAGCCUGCUUUUGUGGAACUCUCAGCAUUUUCCUGUAUGCGCCUUCACUGUAUGACUCCAGAGAACACAUGCGUCUCAUCGACCCCAACAACACGUGUAUAUACUGAGGACAGGAUGAUUCAUUAUUUAUUCAAAGAUUUUCUCUUCAUGAUGUGCAUGGGUUAUGUAGUGAUAUCUAGAUCUAACCUCAUCACCAACUUUACAGUUCUCCAUAAGUCUGCCAGAAUCAUCAUAUGAUGAAUCAUAUACAAUCAUCCACUUGCCAGAAAUCUCAUCAACCUUAUACAAAACAAGACUCUACAAAAAAUCCCAUAGAUCAUAUAUUAUCCAACCCCCCAGCCAAAAUUUCAUAAAUUAUAUAUUAUCCAAACCCCUGCACAAAAUGUCAUGAAUCAUAAACAAACAUCUCUCUGACAUAUCCAACCCUCUACAAUAAAUCUCAUAGAUCAUAUAUUAUCCAAUUCCCUGCCCAAAACGUCAUGAAUUAUAUAAUCCAACCCUCUGCCCGACGGAGUGGUCUAGCAGUAGAGAGCUGGACUGCUAACCCGUAAGUCUCGAGUUCGAAUCCGGGUUUAAGUCAGUAGACCGUCCCUGAGUCCACCCAACUCUGAUGGGUACCUAACUCACAUUAGGGAAAGUAAAGGCCGGCUGGGUAUAGUGCUGAUCACACUAUCUUUUCAUAUGCCGAGGUCACAGAAACAAGUGAACUCUACUUCACUGGCCCUAUAGACCAUCAGGUUUGAAAAGGGAACUUUACUUUUGACCCUCUGCCCAAAAUGUCAUUAAUUAUAAACAAUCAUCUACCCGACAUAAAUAUCAUGCACAAUCCAAUCCCCCUCAAGAAAUGUCAUAAAUCAUACAAAUGUAUUGCCGUCAGCCUGCCAGGAAACUUCUAUCAUGGAUGAGUACAUGGUGAUAGUAUUUCAAGUGAUGAUUGCAACAGUUUUUUGUGAUAGCAUAGUACCAGUUGGUAAAUUUUCUUAUAACAGAUUUAGUCUUUGCCAUAUUUUUACAUUUUCAACUACAAAUCCUUUGGAAGGAAUUGUGAGGACUAUAAAUGUGCUAUAGAAAGUAUCAAGCCCCCAGCUCAAGUUCUAUGUUUGAAACCUUGUAUGCCAUUGGAUUAGAGAAUUCAUUUUCUUGUUCUGCCUGAGUUAAGGUUUUUUAAUAACCAAAUACUUGUUUUGGGUUUUGUUUUUAAAAUAUUUUUUACUCUAUUUCAAUUGUUGUAUAAGUUAGCUUGUAAAUAAAGAAUAUAGGUAGUUUUGGUUGUGAUGUAAGAGGGGGGCCCAAUGGGUUGGAGGGGGCCCAAUGGGUUUUUUGUCAACAUCCCAUUUGAUGCAAACUUUGCAGAUUUUAAUUUGGUCUCAAACAUUCCAACUCUUUUGUUCAAUUUAGAAUUAAAAUCUGUUGGACAUUGUUGUACAGUAGAUAUAUUUAACCAGCUUGAGUAUUUUGUAACCAAAAAAAAUAGUUUAUUCAUUUGAAUUUAAAAUAUUUAAUGAAUAACUACCUUUAAAAUUGCAAUGGCUGUCUGUAUCUGUUGAUUGAGCACUUUUUCUAUGAAUUCAAAUUUGUUUUAAGUACAAUCAAGCCUAUUGUUUGCCUACCUGAUUAUUUUGAUGUAUACAAAUAAAUAGGAAGGAAAAGUCAUAUUAUUCAAAUAACGAUUAAAAAGAACAAGAAGAUUAAUAGUCCAUGUAAUGAGUUAUUUUGUUCAAAAGUUUCAAACAAAAUGGCUUAAUUUUGUUGCUUUUGGGUUUUUACUUUCUCGUAUAUACGUAGUAUAGAGAAAGUAUUGUAAUCGUGCAAAAAAAAAAAAUCGAGAUUUUUACAAAUCUCGACGUUUUACACCUCACUGAUACGGAAAAACAUAAUUUUGCAAUCUUGUCCGUAUGUCUGUGUGUGUGUGUGUCUGUCUGUCUGUCUGUCUGUCCGUGUGUAAACACGAUAACUUAAGUACCGUUACAGCUAGGUUGAUGAAAUUUCAUAUAUAAGUAUUUUAUCAAAAUCGUAGAUCCGUAUCAACUUUUGAGCGAUUUCCGAUAACCGGAAGUGGUACUUUUCCUACUUUGAAUUUUUUAAAAG